GUUAAUCUUGCUGUGUGAUUAUUGAUGUAAAAGUCUUUAGAUAUUUGUCAAUUUCAUUAAAAAGUAGGAAUUGCUGUAGAAUGCUUGAUAAGAGAUGAAAGCAAUUAUUAAAUUUUAUGUGAAAAUUGCCUAGCUGAGAAAACCAAUAAUAAAAACAUAUAUUUAUUGAAAGACGCAGAAUUAGUAUUUGAAUAAUUUAGAUUGAAAUAUUAAAGCAUAUUUGAGGAAGAGUAGGCUGGUAAAAUAAUGGAAUUAAAAAAUAUGCAAGCAAUAGUUUAGAGAUUGUAGAAUCAUUUUUCUUAAGUAUUUGAUUCAAUAAAUAUCUAAAUAAAUGAAAGAAUAGAAUUGAUUGGUCCAAUAUUGGAAUCAGAAUUUACGUAAAAUGGAAAGUAAGAAAAUUGUAGCGCAAAUUUAAAUAUAAGAGAUUUUGGACAAUUAUUAACUGAAUAAUUAUUAAGUUUUGAAGUUUUGAAGAAGAAAAGUUAAGAAUAGAGUUUUAUAGAAUUUUAUAAUUAAAUAUAACAUGAAAUAAUGAGAUUGUAAUAGAGUGAUAUUUUAAACGAGUGUUUUGAAUCUUUAAUACAGAUAGAUGAUAAAAGAAAGAUGUAAUUUAUAGAUAGAAAUGAAAUAAUUAUUGAAUUGUAUAAAGGAAAUAUUUAAGUAAGUUUAUAUUGAAAUAUUUUUAAAAGAGGACUCCAAAAUUAGAUUUGAUUUGUUAAGAACACGAAAAAGAAAUCAUAUUAUUUGAUUUAAAUGAAUAACAAAAAAGAGAAAAAAGGGCAAAGUGUGUUGAAUGUGAUCCAUGUAUUUUUACUUCAUUAACGAAAUGUUAGAAUAUGUGGAGUAAUUAUGAAAGACAACAAUCAGAAAUAAUGUAUAAGUUUUAUAAAUCGAGAAAAUCACAGAUAGGAAUAAUAUAACAAUAGUUAUUUUUUUUAAAGAGUUCUUUUAUUGAAAAAAUCAAUAAUAUUGUUUUAACAUUAAAUGAGAUAAUGGCAAUUACAGAAUAAGAGAUAUUCUCAAGAUUAAAUAGUAUGAAUAAAAAUUGGAAUUCUAUGACUUUAAACGAAAUUUUAAAUAUUGCUGAAGUUUUGAGUAAACCAGAGGAGAUUAAAUUGAAUUUAAUAGAAAUGGAGAUAAAAUAUAAAAUGGAAAAUUUGAAUUUUGAUAGCAUGUUUUAAAACAGCAUAGAAGAAAUUAAUAAUUAAAUAAACUAAUUAAAUUUAAAUUUCAUACAUAAAUUGAAUGACAAUAAGUAAAUUAAUAAAUCACCAAAAAAUAGUGAGGUAUAGAAGGAACUAUCAAAUAGCAUUAAAAAUGAUAAUAAUUAGAUUUAAAUAAGAGAAGCAAAAUCAGAAUAAAGGAUUAAAAAAAUAAAUGGUCAUAUUAAAUCAUUAGAAGAAUGGCGGAUUCUUUAAUUAAAAUGGUCUGAUAAAUAUAUUGAUUAUUAAGUAUUUUUUACUAAGAAAUAGGCUGAAUGGUGUAAUGCAAUAGCUUUUAACAAAGAAGGUAAUAUUAUGAUAGCUGGAUGUAUAUUUUCUAUAAAAAUAUUUGAUUUUUUAAAAGGAAGGAUUGUGUAAACAUACUAAGCUUAAUAACAUACAGGAGAUAUUAAUUGUUUAUUAUUCAGUAAGAAAAUCAAUUAAUUUAUUUCUGGAAGUGAUGAUAAUACUAUUAUAAUAUGGACUUAAGUUGAUUAGAAUAAAUGGAAAAGCUAAGUUUUAGAAGGACAUAAAGGUUGGGUUUUGUGUUUAACUUAGACAAUAGAUGAAUAAUUAAUCAUAUCUGGAAGUAGAGAUCAUACAAUUAGGGUUUGGAUGAAAGUUUAAGAUGGAUUUAAAUGCCAAUAAGUUUUAGAAUUUCAUUCUGAUUCAGUUUAUGGUCUUUCAUUAAAUAAAUCGGAAUCAUUUAUGGUAUCUUGCAGUUAGGAUAAGUGUAUUAUAGUUUGGGAAAUUAAAGAAGAAUUCAAAAUGGAAAAAAAAUAAAUAAUUGAAUAAGAUACAUAUGGUUAUAGAAUCCUUUUUAUAAAUGAUAACUAAUUUUUGUGGUAGCCUUAUAAUUAAAACAUCCAUAUAUAUCAAUAUGAUUCCGAAAUAUCUUCUUUUUAGGUUUGUAAACAUAAUAUUUAAUAAGUUUUAGCAGAAGAUGACUAUCAAUAUUUUCCAUCAUAACUCCUCACAACCAAAGGGGUUUUCGCUAAUAUACAUAAUAAAUAUUUAUACAUCAUUAAAUAAUUAAAUGAUGAACAAUUUGAAAUGCUUUAGAGAAUUGAUUUUAAUGAUUAUCGUUAAUUUGGAGCAUUUACAGAGGAUGGGGAAUAUCUAGUUACAUGGAACUAUACAAAAAGUGAAUUUUAAAUUAGAAAAAAUGUUGGGGUUUCAAAAGCUUAAUGGUGA
Molecule: messenger RNA, 2396 nt
Organism: Paramecium sonneborni
Lineage: Eukaryota; Ciliophora; Oligohymenophorea; Peniculida; Parameciidae
Source: the annotation of a GenBank genome assembly